CGAUGAUGUAUCAACCUCUCCUGAUAAGACGGAAUAUUUGGUUGUUACACAUAAAUAAUACUCAAACUACAGGUGUACAGAGACUGCUCGCUUCUCCGCAGUAAGGUUGGCACGAUGGCCCAGUCAUCAGACAACAAGGUUCUGGUCCUGGGUGUGUUGGCUGGAGCGGCUGGCCUCAGCCUGGGCGCCGUGGCAUUGUACAACAGCCGGAGGGCCAUGCCACAGAGUGGACACAGUGAGCAGUACCUCAGCAGUAAUGACCAGCGGGCGGCUGGAGCCAGUAUGGUGGUGGGGGGAAUGCUGGGUCAGGCUGAGGUUCUAGAUCGUCUCGGAGCCCUGAUCCAGUGUGUGUCAGAACUGAAAGAUGAGGUUCGGGCGCUAAAGAGUGCCAUCCCAAAGCUGCAGGAACACGUGAGGGAUGAGCUGAGAGGACGCAGCGGCGUGGCCGAGGGGGGCGUGGCUCGCAUCAGGGCAGGCCCACCAAACCGCACUAUACCCACACGCAGGAGGAGAGUAGCCAGAGCUGAAGGCCUAAGCUCGGAGGAGGGGGCUGAGAGUGAAGGAGGGUACAUUACGGCUCUGACAGACUCUGAGGAAGAAGAGAAGAGUGAGGCUGAUGAGAGUCAGGAGGAAGUGACAGUGAUCGAGCCUCUGGACGAGUUCUCAGCCCUCCUGGAGAGGGUGGACGCUCUACACAACGGCACGGAUGGAGACAAGAGGGAGUGCCUCCGCACCAUGCUGGAUAAGAGGACAGAGUUUGGACAGAACACUACUUUCUUAUGGCGACUAGUUCGGGCCUAUGUGGAUGUCCACGACAUCACUACCAACCUAGAGCAGAAGAAGACCCAUGCAGAGACGGGGAAGAAAGUUGGAGAGGAAGCCGUGAAGAUGAACCCUAUGUGUGCCGAAAGUCAUCAGUGGUACGCCAUAAUGUGUGGAAUCAUGACAGAGUACGAGACUGUGCAGAACAGGAUAAAGAAUGGCUACAUCUUCAAAGAUCAUCUGGAUAAGGCCAUCGAGCUGAAACCACAGGAUCCUAUGUCUUACUACCUGCUGGGCCGCUGGUGCUAUGCUGUGGCUCAGCUGUCCUGGAUCGAGAGGAAAAUCGCUGCCACAUUGUUUGGAGAGCCUCCAAGUGCCACGGUCCAAGAUGCGCUGAAGAACUUCCUCAAGGUGGAGGAGAUCCGUCCCAAGUACUCCAAGUUAAACUAUGUGUUUUUAGCCAAGUGUUACAGAGACCUGGGGCAGAAAGGUCAGGCCAGGAAGAUGUGGGAUGCUGCUGCCUCCAUGGAAACCGUUUCCAAAGAGGAUGAGGAGGCACAGAAGGAGCUUGACUACCUUCUCCCUGCGCUAGGUGUUUAUUGAGGACGUUUCGAAAUGGUUACGUCCUCUCGCUAGGGAGAUACCCAGGAUCCUCUUCACUGGAAGCCACACUAUGAAUGGAAUCCAAAUCAAUGUCUUCUUUGAUUACUGAUGGGACAGUACCUUCAAUGGGGGCUUCAACAUUUUUGAAAUACCGGACUCUUGCUAAUACUCUCUGGGAUUGGAGAUGACUGGAUCGGCUGUGCACGCUAGGGAUCAGUGUUCUGGAGAACAAGUUUAUCACAGACACAGCUUGAUGUCUUGUAAAAGCAGAUAUCAAAAUUCUUUGAGAUCUGUUUACUAAAGAGAUUGUAGUAAAAGGGACAGUUUUGACCUAUCAGCAAGCAGUUACACCCAGAAUCCAAUUUCAUUGGCUGUUCCUAUCUUUGAUGUAUAUGUCAAUCAAUGGUGUUCAAUGGGAUGUAGAUUAUCUCCCAUCUCACCUUGAAACAAUCUGCAGUCGAGUGUGGAGGACCAGGCAAUACUGUAGCUAGAAAAUAUUUUAAUAAUUAUACUCAGCCUGUUGGUUUCAGAAAUGAAUAUGGUCCUCUGUUAACUGCAUACGUAUCAAUAAUUAUUCUUGAUUCGUUUUUUUAUUACACUGAAAUAGCCUAGCCUAAGAACUGCUUUAAAAGAAAAAUGUUGAUGCCUGUUCUUUCUGUUUUAACCCAUCUACCAAUAAGUGCAUUGGAAAACAUCACUGGUCUUUGUGGUUGAAUCUGUUUGAAAGUCACUGCUCGACUGAGGGACCUUGUAGAUAAUUGUAUGUGUGGGGUACAGAGAUCAGGUAGUCAAUUCAAGACAUCAUGUUAAACACUAUUAUUGACCACAGUGAGUCUCAUGUGACUUGUUAAGCACAUUUUUACUCCUGAACUUAUUUAGCCUUGGCAUAACAAAGGGGUUGAAUAGUUAUUGACUCAAAAGAUUUCAGCUUUUCAUUUUUAAUUUUUUAAUAGAAAAUGAUUAAAAAAGGCUAUAACAUGAUACAGUGGGAAAAUUCAAGGGGUUUAACUACUUUCUGAAGGCACUAUAACUAUAUGUUACCCUAUUUCCUAUAAAGUACACUACAUUUGACCAGGGCCAUAGUCCACUAAAUAGGGAAUAGGGGCUCUGGUCAGAUGUAGUGCACUAAAUAGGGAAUAGGGGCUCUGGUCAGAUGUAGUGCACUAAAUAGGGAAUAGGGGCUCUGGUCAGAUGUAGUGCACUAAAUAGGGAAUAGGGUCUCUGGUCUGAUGUAGUGCACUAAAUAGGGAAUAGGGGCUCUGGUCAGAUGUAGUGCACUAAAUAGGGAAUAGGGGCUCUGGUCUGAUGUAGUGCACUAAAUAGGGAAUAAGGUGCCAUUUCAGAUGCAGACUUGGACAUUUUUGAAGUAUUCUUUGACCUGCAAUGAGUGGACCACUAGUGUAGCUCUGCUGGUUGGCAGGUUUUGUGUUCCUGUCACUGUUAUACAUAGACUGAGAUGAUGGUCCCAUCGGAUAAGAUGAAGGACUUGAUAGGGGAAGAAACACGACUCCUAGGGAGAAUCUCAAUUUCAUACUCGUCGCGUCCUCUCUCCUUUUCUCCUUCUCAAUUGGAGGAGGUCAGAGGGAAGGGACCUCUGGCUUUCUCAUCCAAUGGGUUUUGAACAUGAGGCGAGGAAAAAGGACUCGAGGAGUAUGAAAUUGAGAUUCCACCAUAGGAGUCAAGUUUCCUUCCCUAUCAAGUCUUCUGGAAACCAUUAACUGGUGCAUACUUUAUCUGAGAGGUGAAAUACAAGAAUGAUAUCAUUUAUUUUGCCUCAGAUUUGUCUACGUUCCAGUAAUAUGAAUGUAUGCUUUUGUUUUAUCUAGGGUUGUACACAUUGUACCCACUGGGCACACACUGGUUGAAUGAAUGUUGUUUCCACGUCAUUUAAAUGAAAUUACGUUGAACCAACUUGGAAUAGAUGUUGAAUUGAUGUCUAUGCCCAGUGGGCAGUGAAGUAAAUUUUAAGCAAAAGUCCCGAUGGGGUGUGGUAUAUGGCCAAUAUACCACGGCUAAGGACUGUUCUUACGCACAACGCAAUGCGGAUUUCCUGGAUACAGCCCAUUAGCCGUGGUAUAUUGGCCAUAUACCACAAACCCUGAGGUGCCUUAUUGCUAUUAUAAACUGGUUACCAAAAUCAUUUGAGCAGUAAAAAGACAUGUUUUGUCAUACCCGUGGUAUAUGGUCUGAUAUACCACGGCUGUCAGCCAAUCAGCAUUCAGGGCUCUAACCACCCAGUUUAUAAUAUCCUGUAAAUUAAAUACAGUACAUAAAAUAUUAUAUAGACACUACUCGAGCCAUGUAUUUAGAAAUGAAAAUGCAUGGCUCUGGAAACUACUAUUCUAUAGACACUACUGAUCAAUGUUAUUUGAGUGUGCCAUUUUUCAAUAAAUACGUGAAAUCAUG
Salvelinus fontinalis (brook trout) is the source of this 3771-nucleotide messenger RNA. Its product is annotated as regulator of microtubule dynamics protein 2-like. The record is from RefSeq and is a predicted model, not a curated record. The transcript has 11 exons. The coding region runs from base 115 to 1365 and encodes 416 amino acids. Gene Ontology annotation, molecular function: microtubule binding. Gene Ontology annotation, cellular component: cytoplasm; mitotic spindle pole; spindle microtubule. Lineage: Eukaryota; Metazoa; Chordata; Actinopteri; Salmoniformes; Salmonidae.